AUGAAUUGCAACCGUCAUCGUCGUUAUCAUUCAAAACAGCAACAACCACUACUACUUACAACCAUUAUAGCAGCAGUAUUGAUUAUCUUUGCAUGGUUACAAGCUUCCAGGGCCUUGGAUUUGGGUCAAAGUGUGGACAAUCAAUUGGUUAGACCAGGAGGAAAGUUUCCAAUGACAAAUCAAACUCUCAUUGAAGAAUUAUCCAAUUUUAUAGUUUCCAAUUCUUCACUCAAUCAAAUUUGUUCAGUGCAACGUGUUAUUAAUCCUCAACAACAAAUUGUAGCUGGAACCAUGUACUAUAUGACUAUCCAAGUUUCCAGAAUCAAACCAGGAAGUGGAUAUACAACUGCUCAAUGUGGUACAGUCAAUCCUGCCAAUUUGGAAGUAGUUUGUGAGGAAGUUAAAAUUUUCAAACCACUCAACUCAAACACUUAUCAAAUUAAGAAUGAAACUAUUGUAACUUGUCCACCUUAA
This is a messenger RNA of Naegleria gruberi, 474 nucleotides long. RefSeq lists its product as uncharacterized. The record is from RefSeq and is a predicted model, not a curated record. The coding region runs from base 1 to 474 and encodes 157 amino acids. The transcript has a single exon. NCBI's taxonomy places the organism in Eukaryota, Heterolobosea, Eutetramitea, Acrasida, Naegleriidae. Gene Ontology annotation, molecular function: cysteine-type endopeptidase inhibitor activity.